CAAUUCAUAACUUCCUGCACUUACUAUCAUGGAAUUUGCAACCUCCACCGGUUACACUUUGGCUAAUUGAUGGGAUGACCAUCCACGUUUCAAUUUAUUCCACAACUUCUUCAUCUUUACACUUCCCUCACAAUCAUAUCUCAGAUAAAUCCCCUCACUCAUUAACACCAUUGUGUUUAAUUUUUGUUGUGCAGGCUUAUAAAUGGAAGGAGAAGCAGAGGUGUUUUAUGCAGGUUAGAAUGUGGUGAAGUUCGAAAUUAAUUCGGUGAACAUAUGGAUGUAUGAAGUCAUGGUGCUUUAGCUUGGAUUUGAAUUUUGGUUUUGGAGGAACAAUCUGAAGCUAAAACUUUAACAAUGCAAGAAGGUCUCGAGACUCCCGGUGUUGUUGGUUAUAUCCGAAGGUCAACCACCGCAUUUACUAACAAAGAUGAAUUCAGUUACGAGACGCAACGAUCUAACCUGCAAGUUGAAGGCAUUCUGCCAGUGCCUGCAACUUGUAAUGACUUGCGUGAGCUUCGAGUUUUUCCUGUGGAUGCGAGGGAGGAAGCUGAAUACACAAAGCCACACAAACAUCAAGAAGAACUGGUUUUCAACUCUGAUUCAGGAUUUCACGUAUCUUUAUGAUCCAAACAAUGAGACUGCUGGUGCAUUUGUGCCAUCUCAGAUAUUGUAUGAUGCAUUCCAUGUAAGGUAUCAGAAUUCUGCAGGAGUAAUAGUUCUACUAUUUGCCAUUUGGGGUUCAUUAUUCUUUGGUGGACUUUCAAUCACCACAAGUUCCGCCAAAGUCGCUUAUGCGCCGUCAAUAGAUAAGGGAGUGUCGUUUUCAUUAUUAUGGAGAAAAUUGCAUCCAAAACACAAGGUUCCUACAAAUGUUGUAUGGCUAUGUGCAGCAAUAUGCAUUCUUCUUGGCCUACCAAUAUUGAAGGUGAAUGUAGUGUUUACUACAAUAACUUCAAUAUGCACAAUUGGUUGGGUUGGUGGUUAUGCAGCUCCGUGAAAGUUUGAUGGAAUCCACGAGCUUUACAUGUUGCUGCUUUUGUUCUAAUGACUCUCAGUCAUAACUUGACGCCAAAGAUAAAGGUUGCAGGAGGUUUUGACUUGAUAGAUACUUUUCAGGAUAUGUUUGGGGCUGGAGGUGACACAUCAUCAAGCACCAUAGAUAGGGCAAUGGCAGAAAUGACAAGGGAUCCAAGAAUAAUGAAUAAAACACAAGAUGAGGUGAGAGAGGUUUUCAAAAUUAAAGGAAGGGUUGGUGAAAAUUACAUCGACAAAUUAAAUUAUUUGAAAUCAGUUGUCAAAGAAACCCUGAGUUUACACCCUCUAGUACCACUUUUUCUACCAAGAGAAAAUGGUCAAGCAUGUGAGAUAAAAGGCUUUCACAUACUGAUUAAGACUAAGGUGAUAAUCAAUGCUUGGGCUAUUGCAAGAGAUCCAAACGAUUGGACUGAACCAGAGAGGUUUUAUCCUGAGAGAUUCAUUGACAGCAAUAUUGACUAUAAAGGGAGUAAUUUUGAGUACAUUCCUUUUGGUUCUGGAAGAAGAAUAUGCCCAGGGAGCACAUUUGGUUUGAGAAAUAUUGACCUUACGCUUGUAGUGUUGUUAUAUCAUUUUGACUAGAAGCUUCCAAGUGGAACCUAAAGUGAAGAUUUGGACAUGACAGAGUAAUUCAGAAUUGCGGUGAGAAGAAAAGAUGAUCUUUUACUGCUCCCUUUUGUUUAUCAUCCUUUGAAUGUCAAGUGAGAUUCACAUGAGGAAACUGAAAAACUAUAAGAGUUAAAAUAAAUAAAGAUUGUGCAACUUAACCAUGUUUUCUUGAUCGUACUUUUGGGUUACUUUCUAGAUUGCACGUAAUAUGUAUGGCUUUUAAAUCACUUUAAAUCAAGUAUUCCAUUCUUAUAAUUAUGUGAUCCAUCAUGUUCAUGAUUAUCUGUACACACUUAUUUCCAUUCGAAAGCAGUGGCUUCAAUUGCAGAUUGGAAAAUAGCAGCCUGAUUAAUUUCCGCUACACUAAGUGCUAUAACACUGCUUAUGCGACAAUUUGACAACAGUUUUCACUUAAUUGUGUAUGCAAAACAUUAUCAAUUUCUAUAAAUUCCACUAGAACAAAGCUAUAGUACCACAAUUGUAACCAU
Vicia villosa (hairy vetch) is the source of this 2132-nucleotide messenger RNA. RefSeq names its product amino-acid permease BAT1 homolog. Gene Ontology annotation, molecular function: transmembrane transporter activity. Bases 428 to 997 code for a protein of 189 amino acids. Gene Ontology annotation, cellular component: membrane. Gene Ontology annotation, biological process: transmembrane transport. The transcript has 5 exons. Lineage: Eukaryota; Viridiplantae; Streptophyta; Magnoliopsida; Fabales; Fabaceae. The record is from RefSeq and is a predicted model, not a curated record.